AUGAUAGAUCUAUUACAAGAUGUUUUCCCUGAUAAACCGCUACAAACACUGCAGCAGGCCCUCGACGACGCCAACGGAGACACCCAACUGGCAUCUGCCAUUCUUUUAAAUGAUACAAAUCCCACCACAACGCUAACCGACCGUGAGCUUCUCACAAGCAUAUUCCCCGACACCCCACACGAGACCCUGGCAAGCCUGUACAACCCAAGUUUCACUUUGGAUGAAAACGUCUCAAAUAUAUUGCAGAGCGAAAACUCCUCCUCCCCUUCCGUUUGGCAAAACACAAGAAAUAACAUCAACCAAGUUGUUCAAUAUACAGGCGUGAAAGAUCAUUUCGCAAGAAAAUAUCUCCACCAAAACGGUUUGAAUGCCGUGUUGGCUAUAAUUUCAAUCAUCAAUUCGUUCGAUUAUAAUUAUCUCCAAACCAAAAUUGCCUCUCAGCAUCCGGGUGUAACCAAAAGCAAGUCCGAAUCUUCCAUAUACAACAAACCAAACACAUCCCAUAUACGAGGAAGAGUUCAAACUUCAAAUGGGUUUGCCUAUUUAAAUAAAAAAACUAAUACCACCACCACCCCCCGUCAAGACAAAAGAACAACAGAAGUGAAAAAUAUUCUUAAUCAUCCUUAUGUCUUCAAUCCAUUGGAGUAUUCGAAAUUAUUGGAUAUCAUUCAAGGUGAUCAUAAUUUACGUUCCGUUAGUCCUGUUUUUUUGAAGAAUUCCUUUGUAUUUUUCUGUGGAGAUAUAGAUAAAGUAUUAAUGGUGUGUCUUCUUGUCGUUGAAAAUAAUAAUGAAUUACAAACAUACCCUUCGAAAGAAGUUGGCCCAUUUGAAAAACAAUUGCAUCCAAUUGAUAAUUCUCGUAAAAAAUUAUAUCUAUCACAUAUCGUUACAACAAACGCUAAAAUCAAAUCUUCACCAACACGUUAUAAAUCUCCUGCUUCAACACUGUCGUCGCCUACUACAUCAAAUACAGACAUUAGCAAUGAUUUAUUUGAUAACGGGAAAAUCGAUUUCCAUGGGUUUUUACCAAAUCAAGUCAAAAAUAUUUUACAAUCAUCUUUACCAAAAUGGUGGGAUGAAGAAAUGUUAGAGAGAGAAUUACAUUCAGAUAAAUCGGGCUCAUUAGUAAAAUAUGUCUCUCCAAUUACAAUUAUAACAGGAAGAGGUCUUCAUAGUGUGGGUGGCAUUUCAAAAGUUAGGAUUCAAGUCCAAAAAUUUUUAGAACAAAACCAUUACGUUUAUGAGGAACAACCUUCUUUAUUUAUUGUUCAAGGUAAAAAAAUUCAAAGAUAA
Molecule: messenger RNA, 1293 nt
Organism: Henningerozyma blattae CBS 6284
Lineage: Eukaryota; Fungi; Ascomycota; Saccharomycetes; Saccharomycetales; Saccharomycetaceae
Gene: CUE2
Product: Cue2p
Exons: 1
Coding region: 1-1293 (430 amino acids)
Molecular function (GO): ubiquitin binding
Source: RefSeq, a predicted model, not a curated record